AUGUUAUUGGCAUUAAAAGAAAAUUCAGAGUCUUGGGAACGUUGGGAAAAUCCACCCGUGGAUAUUUAUUUUAACGUUUACAUAUUCAACGUAAAUAAUCCCGAGGAAAUUUUAAGGGGAUCUUUACCAAAAGUGACGGAAUACGGUCCUUACGUGUAUAAAGAAAAAAGAAGUAAAAAAGUUUUGUCCGUUAAUGAAGAAACGGGUGUUAUUAAAUACAAGGAUGAUAUAUCAUUCGAAUUCGAUGAAGAAAGUUCUGGAAAUUUAAAAGAAGAUGAUGUUUAUACGGUUGUCAAUCUUCAAGCUUUGAUACUCUCGCAAAUCGUCGAUAAUUUAAAAGUUAUUAAUCCGGUUAUUAAAUUAGUUGAUACUGCAUUGAAUAAAAUAUGGCCGACGGAAAAUUCAAAUCCGAUGUUUAUAAAAACAUCCGUCAAAGAAUUUUUAUUUGGUAAAUUACCAUUAUUGUGCAAUCAAACAUCAUCCGUUAAUAAUGUCGAUACGAAAGUUAUUUGCGAAGCUAUCAGGUUAAUCAAAUCUAAAACGAUCGUUUUGGAUGAUUUGGGUAAAAACGUGCAUUCGUUUUCCGUUUUCGGAUACAAAAACCGUACGAGCGACGAAGUGUACGAAAUCGAUUCGGGAAUAUAUGAUAUAACUAAAAUAGGUACGAUAUUAUCGUGGAACAACAUGACGACUUUAAAUAAUUGGAAAGGAAAAAGUUGUAAUAGGAUAUCAGGUACGGAUGCGACAAUAUUUAGACCUUAUCUCGACAUGGAUGGUAUCGAUUCGAUUAACGUAUUCAAUGGAGAAAUAUGCAGAUCGAUAAAACUCACGAGUGACGGUUACGUACACUUCAAAGGCGUUUGGGGAAAAAGGUACAUAGCCGAUAAAAAUGUUUUUGCAAGCGUUUUAGAAAACGAUAAAAACUAUUGUUUUUGUCCGGGAUCUAUAAAAAAAUUAACACACGUUAAUGGAUGUUUAAAAUCUGGAAUAUUGGAUUUGUCUUCCUGUCAGGGUCUUAAUGUCGUCGUCGUUUGA
Molecule: messenger RNA, 1035 nt
Organism: Pediculus humanus corporis (human body louse)
Lineage: Eukaryota; Metazoa; Arthropoda; Insecta; Psocodea; Pediculidae
Product: cd36 antigen, putative
Exons: 6
Coding region: 1-1035 (344 amino acids)
Cellular component (GO): membrane; cytoplasm
Molecular function (GO): scavenger receptor activity
Source: RefSeq, a predicted model, not a curated record